AUGAGUUCCCAUCCUGCGCCCGUGCCAUUCUGCAUCCGUUGGGGUAUUAUCGCCACAGGAAGCAUUGCUGAAACAUUUGCAAAAGACCUUCUCGUUGAUCCCGCGUCGCGAGGUGUUACUGAUGUGUCGCAUUUAUUGGUGGCGGUGGCAUCUUCGCGAUCCACCGAGAUCGCCAGCCGCUUCAUCAACAAGGUCGGAGCGCCGUCGUCCUGCAUUGCGUAUGGUAGCUACGACGCUCUGGUGGCGGACCCCCGCGUAGAUGUCGUCUACGUCGCCUCUCCACAUUCCCAUCACUACCAGAAUGCUAUGCUCGGGCUGCAGGCCGGAAAGCAUGUGCUCUGCGAGAAGCCCUUUACUGUGACGGCUAGACAGGCACAUCGACUCGUCGAGACCGCUCGCGCGCGUAAACUUUUCCUCAUGGAAGCCAUGUGGACACGCUUCCUGCCAAUAUCGGCUCAGAUUCGGCAAGAAGUCCAGAAUGGCGCCAUUGGGCCCGUUAUUCGGAUCUUUGCUGAUAACUCGAUCGGAACGAACGCUUUGAAGGAGUUGAAGGACAGCUAUCUUACCAAGAAGGAGUUGGCUGGGGGCGCGUUACUAGAUUUGGGCGUAUACCCAGUCCACUGGAUCAUGCAGACCCUCGCUCCCAGGCCCGAUCCCAAGCCCAGCAGUAUCCUAUCAGCAAUAACACCCCUUCUUGGCGCCGGGGUGGAUGAAUCGACAACCAUUCUUAUGACCUUCCCCGGCACAAGUCCAUCCCCUGUAUCCGUGCAGGCGAUUGCCAGUUCCAGCCUACGCGCCAUGGCGGAUCCGGAUGGUCACACCCCGGUAGUACGAAUCCAGGGAGACAGCGGGGAAAUCCAAAUCUAUGGCCGGCCUUGGUGUCCGUCCAAGUACCGGAUCAUCAAACGAGUGCAGCAGUUUGGUAUUACAGGUGGAGGGGAAGACUUCGAGUAUCGAGUCCCAGGGGGCGCACAUGGGCUUUGCUUCGAAGCGGACGAGGUCGCCCGUUGUGUCCGAGAUGAACGCCUGGAAAGUGCAAUCAUGCCGUGGACGGAAAGCCUGACUGUCAUCGAGAUACUGGAUGCAGUGCGUAGGGCUCAUGGGCUUUUCUUUUCAGAGAUCGUCGAGUCGGAGCAGUAUCCAGUAACUAUGCCCGUUAAGAUGAACUAA
This is a messenger RNA of Aspergillus costaricaensis CBS 115574, 1170 nucleotides long. Its product is annotated as Gfo/Idh/MocA family protein. The coding region runs from base 1 to 1170 and encodes 389 amino acids. NCBI's taxonomy places the organism in Eukaryota, Fungi, Ascomycota, Eurotiomycetes, Eurotiales, Aspergillaceae. Gene Ontology annotation, molecular function: nucleotide binding. The transcript has 4 exons. The record is from RefSeq and is a predicted model, not a curated record.